Molecule: messenger RNA, 358 nt
Organism: Symbiodinium sp. CCMP2456
Lineage: Eukaryota; Dinophyceae; Suessiales; Symbiodiniaceae
Source: the annotation of a GenBank genome assembly
GUCGGCCAUGUACACGGACGAGGUUGGGCAGUACGAUUGGUUCCUCGAGCAGAUUGGCAAGCCCACGGCCCUCGCCUUUUCGGGCGAGCACCCAGACAGCAUCUACGCUGCCACCGAGUCUGGCGUGGUAGCAUCCUUGAUGAUGCAGGAUGGCCGCAUCCAGUGGAGAAGAAUAGCAUCGUCGGAUCCCAUUCGCCUUCUGCGAACCGCGGGGCGGGGCCUCGUCAGCGCCACGGAGGCCGGCUUGGUGCAAGCCUGGAAAGGCACUGGCGACCUCAGCUGGCAAAGAGAGUACGGCGAGAAGGUGCUGGACCUGAUUCCUGCUGGGGGAUCCGUCUUAGUGGUGAGCAAGCAAGAG